Molecule: messenger RNA, 2881 nt
Organism: Dunckerocampus dactyliophorus (ringed pipefish)
Lineage: Eukaryota; Metazoa; Chordata; Actinopteri; Syngnathiformes; Syngnathidae
Gene: socs5b
Product: suppressor of cytokine signaling 5b
Exons: 2
Coding region: 387-2054 (555 amino acids)
Biological process (GO): phosphatidylinositol phosphate biosynthetic process; intracellular signal transduction
Cellular component (GO): phosphatidylinositol 3-kinase complex
Molecular function (GO): 1-phosphatidylinositol-3-kinase regulator activity
Source: RefSeq, a predicted model, not a curated record
ACGCCGUCAGUCGGGCUGCAAAAGUGGUCGCAGCGCUCCCCGGCUCUCCGAGGUCUGAGAGCGCCGUCAUAUUGGCUGCUGGAGACUCCCGCUAGCUCGGUGGAGAAGAAGAUCGCCUAUGUAGAAUGGGACUUAGUUGCUUUAGUUUUAUUUAGCCUUUUAAAUGGUUUGAGCAGUAACUACCAAUUUUUUUUAAAGAACUCGGGAUGACACCUUCAAGUAUUAUCAGACCUUCUGCGCCUUCGUCGACACCGUGGUCAAGCCAAAAGGAUCUAUGCCUGCUCGCUUUCAAUAGCCAUUUUUUGCAGACAAAGAGGGCUGUUGAAUAGGGCUCUCCAAAAGGCACAAGGGUCCCUGGGUCCCUUGUUGAAAACAAAUACGGCAAUAUGUGGAGCAACCUGAAAAGCAAAUGCCAAACUCUCUUUCACAACAACAGUUCGGGAUCCACUGAAGACAGGAGUGAAGCAGAUGUCAUCCACUGUGUGUUGGAUCUCAGCCAUGGGAGUGGGUCAGGUGCGGCUCAAGCAUCAGAAUUCUCCAGUUCAUCAAGUAGCCUUCUUCCAGUGCCAAUGGUAACAGCAGGACGUCGUCACCACAACUGUGUCUCAGACACGCCUCAGAUAGUAGAGAUCACUAUCGACAAGGAAUCGGAGGAUGUUGGCUCAGGAUCAGGAGUUGUCCCCCUGGCUCGCAGAGACUCUUAUUCACGUCAUGCUCCAUGGGGGGGCAAGAAAAAACACUCAUGUUCCACAAAAACUCAAAGUUCUUUAGAGGUAGAUAGGCGGUCUGGGCGCUUGAGAGGAAGUGGUAAUCGUAGAGAUCGACGUUGUGGCGCUUGUUCCAUCCAGGAGAUCAGCGACUCUUUCUCUGGAGGACGCAGUUUAAAUGGUCGGUCAUUACGCCAGCGACUAAGUGACACUGUAGGCCUUUGCUUACCACUGCCUGCUCACCGGCGUUCUUCAAAGAACUCUGUUACUUCCAAACGGAAGAUUCACCUGACAGAGCUUAUGCUGGAGACCUGCCCCUUCCCACCAGGCUCAGACCUUGCCCACAAGUGGCACUUGAUCAAGCAACACACAGCACCAGUCAGCCCACAUUCCUCUACCGCCCUGUUGGAAUCCAUCGAUCCAGCCCACCCUUCUCCAGAGGAUGAGGAGGAACGCCUGCGUGAACGCCGCCGACUUAGCAUCGAGGAAGGUGUGGACCCACCACCUAAUGCACAGAUCCACACCCUUGAGGCUGCCGUGCCAGGCUCUGCUGUCUACAAACUGGGACCAAAGAUGGCUCCUGGCAUCGGGGAGGCCUCUGGUGAUGUUCGAGCCUCAGGAACUGGUAGCUCUCUGGGUGCCUCAACAUCGGGGGCAUGUGGGCAGGUGUUAGGGGCUGCCGCUUCAGCUCAGGACACUGAUUCUGAGGAAGACUCAACAACCCUCUGUCUACAGGCCAGGAGACCCAAACAAAGGCAUGCAUCUGGGGAAGGUCACCUGAGCAGACAGCAGCCUGGGCCCUGGAAGGUUCACACACAAAUAGACUACAUCCACUGCCUGGUGCCAGAUUUAUUGCAGAUCACAGCUCUGCCUUGCUACUGGGGUGUAAUGGACCGCUAUGAGGCCGAGUCACUACUGGAUGGACGUCCAGAGGGCACCUUCCUGCUACGUGACUCAGCCCAGGAGGACUACCUUUUCUCUGUCAGCUUCCGCCGUUACAACCGCUCACUGCAUGCCCGCAUUGAGCAGUGGAACCACAACUUCAGUUUUGAUGCACAUGAUCCUUGUGUUUUUCACUCUUCCACUGUCACUGGACUUCUGGAGCACUACAAGGAUCCAAGCGCCUGUAUGUUCUUUGAACCUUUGCUUACAGCGCCUCUCCAUCGGACCUUUCCCUUUAAUCUGCAACACCUUGCACGAGCAGCCAUCUGCCGCUGGACCACUUAUGAUGGGAUAGGCUCUCUGCCGUUGCCCCCCGCCUUGCAAGACUUCCUCAAGGAGUAUCACUAUAAACAGAAAGUGAGAGUUCGCUGGCUGGAAAGGGAGCCACCGCUAAAGGUCAAAUAAGGUUCUUUGUCCAUUACCUGUAAAAACUACGGAGGAAGAUUACAGAACUUUACAAAUGGUUCAUUAGAGGCUGUACUGAUGGACAGACUGAUUUCAUCUCUUUCCAGUGGAGGGUGGAAUUCAAAUGUAACAACAUAUACAAGAUUCAUUCUAAUCUUUAUUUUAAUUAUUACUUACUGAAAAGCAUAUAAUUAUAUUCUGUGUAGUGCUGCCUGGCAAGCACAAAUUGAGUUCAGUGAUAUAUAAAAAUGAAUAUAUAUAUACAGUAUAUAUAUAUAUAUAUAUAUUUUAGAUGAGGGCUGGGAGGAGUGGCACAAAUCUGUGUUUUGUGUCAGUUGCCUCCUGCUUUGCCCUAUAAACGUCUGCCUGGUCCCAAAACAUCACCCUGCCUGUAGACCUGCAUGCAUGCCUCCCUCUCCAUCCCAAUCAGUUCAAAUAGCUAUUUAAACCCACAUACUGUAGCUACUUUGUACAGGUCACUUUUUAUGCACUCAAUUGUUAUUCUUGUCAAAACACAUACUGGAGCACCUUCCCAAGAGGGUUUUAAGGUGUGUUGUGAAAGCAUCGGGAAGUCCUACUGGUAUAUAGCAGUCCGUGCUUGUCUCAUGGAUAAAGCUACAUAAGCCACAUUCUUUGCCAUCUCUUUGCACAUGAGCAUUAGCUAAACUAGAGACGGGGAAGGAUUCUGAGAGGGUCCAUUGAGUUGAGAAAAGUAGAUCAGGGAAAUUGUGCUUUUUAAAGGAUUAUAGAUGAAUUAUUAACAACACUUGUUUCUCCAUAAACAGUGAUGGUGAAUGAUAAAUAAUAAACCAGCUUAUUGUGUCCUA